CCACCCGUUCGGCGUCGUUAAACGGACAUAACGGAAGACCCGCCCAUCCCCCCGCUCCGCCCUUUUCGGCCCUCACGGGCCGGUCUGCGUUCGCCUGGUGGGCACCAUGGAAGCCCCCGCGGACACGGACGCUCAUGUCAUUUCUAAGGAGAAAAUGAUUGUACACUUAUGGACCUAUUUGUAUAGAAAUAUUUUUCGAUUUUGGCUAAAAUGGAUCUUGAGACAGUUGACUGGAAAAUGUGAACUGCAGCGUAUCUGUGAUGGCUCAAUGAAAAGAGCAGAAAGGACACUACGGAUAGAACAUUCGUUGGAAUCAUCAAAGUGUAAGGCUUUACAAAGGGCUGUGUAUUCUUCUAAAGAUGACGUGGAAAAAUGUGUGGCACUCAUCAUAGAACAAAAGAAGAUUAAUACACAAAAGGAUGCAGUGUUUGCUUCAAAGCUGCAAUUAAGUUUGCUCCAGAUAUCAGGAUGUAAGAAACUUUAUUUGGCCGUAGAAGAGCUGAGAAAACAGCCAUAUAACUCUGAUAAUAAAGAACAUGAAGAGCAACUAAUGGAGCUUUGGAAUUGGUUGAUGCCCCAUGAAAAACUGAAGGCUAGAAUCACGAAGCAGUGGUGUGACAUUGGUUUCCAAGGUGAUGACCCUAAAACAGACUUCAGAGGAAUGGGCAUGCUGGGAUUAACUAAUCUUCUAUAUUUUAGUAAACACUAUCCCCGUGAAGCUCGUCAAAUCCUUUCUCGCUCAAAUAAUCCAAAACUGGGAUAUUCUUAUGCAAUAGUUGGGAUCAAUUUGACAGAAAUGGCUUACAAUUUAUUGAAGAAUGGACAUUUAAGAACUCACUUCUACAACUUGGUUCCUGGUGAACCACAAAUGAAAGACUUCCAUCAGUUUUAUUGUUAUUUGGCUUACGAAUUUGACAAAUUUUGGUUUGAAGAAAAGCCUGAAAGUAUUAUGUACUUCAACCAGUAUAGAGAGAAGUUUCAUGAAAAAGUCAAAAAACAUCUUCUGGAUUACGAUGUAGUCCUUGCCUUAAGAAACGAAAUAUAGUAAUGUGCAUUCCUUUGGAUUCUGUCUAUAAAAAUUAUGCACUUGACUGGGACUCUCAUAUGUAACCAAAAACUUCACUUAGUGAUCACAAAGUUUUAUACAUCUAUUUUUUUUAUUAAAAAAAGUGGUUGAGAGAGCUUGGACAAUCAACACUUACUUAGGUCUGUAUACUAUUUGCUGAAGGUAAGAACUUUUUAGAGACAAAGAUCCUUUCUGUACCACAGAUCCUCAUAAUUUUUGUAUACCUAGCAGAUGAAACAGGUUCUUGUGCUACAUUUUGUCUAGCAAUAGCUUCUUUUCCAUAUUUGAAAAGAAGCAAUAGCUUCUUUUCCAUAUUUGACUGGUGUUAGCUUACAACCAGAGAUGUUGCAAUACUUCUUGAACAGAAAUAGCUUUUGUUUUAAAUGUAUUAGGUUGUAUUUUCUCUCUCUCCUAACCGGGAACACAUGG
Podarcis raffonei (Aeolian wall lizard) is the source of this 1495-nucleotide messenger RNA. RefSeq names its product ELMO domain containing 2 (gene ELMOD2). Gene Ontology annotation, molecular function: GTPase activator activity. Bases 107 to 1045 code for a protein of 312 amino acids. Gene Ontology annotation, cellular component: membrane. The transcript is spliced from 9 exons. Lineage: Eukaryota; Metazoa; Chordata; Lepidosauria; Squamata; Lacertidae. The record is from RefSeq and is a predicted model, not a curated record.